GCCGCCAUUGGAGCGGGCCCCCCCCCCCUUUUCCCCCUUCGCCUCCUGACAGGAAAGGUUUAAGGGGGACAGAGCCCUGGGAGGCCGGGCCGGGCUCGGGGGCCGCCCCGGGGGCCCGGGCCAUGGAUGUGCGCCGUCUGAAGGUGAACGAACUUCGCGAGGAGCUGCAGCGCCGCGGCCUGGACACUCGCGGCCUCAAGGCCGAGCUUGCUGAGCGGCUGCAGGCGGCGCUGGAGGCCGAGGAGCCCGACGACGAGCGGGAGCUCGAGGCCGACGACGAACCGGGGCGACCCGGGCACAACAACGAGGAGGUCGAGACCGAGGGGGGCUCCGAGCUGGAGGGGACCGCGCAGCCACCGCCGUCCGGGCUGCAGCCGCACGCGGAGCCUGGCGGCUACUCGGGGCCGGACGGACAUUAUGUCAUGGACAAUAUUACCAGGCAAAACCAAUUCUAUGAAAGCCAGGUCAUCAAGCAAGAGAACGAGUCUGGCUACGAGAGGAGACCUCUGGAAAUGGAGCAGCAGCAGGCCUAUCGCCCAGUAGAAAUGAAGACAGAGAUGAAGCAAGAAGCACCCACCAGCUUCCUCCCACCCGAAGCAUCUCAACUCAAACCAGAUAGACAACAAUUCCAGAGUCGCAAGAGGCCUUAUGAAGAAAACCGGGGACGGGGGUACUUCGAGCACCGAGAGGAUAGGAGGGGCCGCUCUCCUCAGCCUCCUGCUGAAGAGGAUGAAGAUGACUUUGAUGACACCCUUGUUGCCAUCGACACAUAUAACUGUGACCUCCACUUCAAGGUGGCCCGAGACCGGAGUAGUGGCUACCCUCUCACGAUUGAAGGCUUUGCCUACCUGUGGUCAGGAGCCCGUGCCAGCUAUGGAGUCAGAAGGGGCCGUGUGUGCUUUGAGAUGAAGAUCAAUGAGGAAAUCUCCGUGAAGCACCUUCCUUCCACAGAGCCCGACCCACACGUUGUCCGUAUUGGCUGGUCCCUGGACUCCUGCAGCACCCAGCUGGGUGAAGAGCCAUUCUCCUAUGGCUACGGAGGCACUGGGAAGAAGUCCACCAACAGCCGGUUCGAGAACUAUGGAGACAAGUUUGCAGAGAAUGAUGUGAUUGGCUGCUUUGCGGACUUUGAAUGUGGAAAUGAUGUGGAACUUUCCUUCACCAAGAAUGGGAAGUGGAUGGGCAUUGCCUUCCGAAUCCAGAAGGAAGCCUUGGGAGGUCAGGCCCUCUACCCUCACGUCCUGGUGAAGAAUUGUGCGGUGGAGUUCAACUUCGGGCAGAGGGCAGAGCCCUACUGUUCCGUCCUCCCAGGCUUCACCUUUAUCCAGCACCUUCCCCUGAGCGAGCGGAUCCGGGGCACUGUGGGACCAAAGAGCAAGGCAGAGUGUGAGAUUCUGAUGAUGGUGGGCCUGCCCGCUGCCGGUAAGACCACGUGGGCCAUCAAACAUGCAGCCUCCAACCCCUCCAAGAAGUACAACAUCCUGGGUACCAAUGCCAUCAUGGAUAAAAUGCGGGUAAUGGGCCUACGCCGGCAGCGGAACUAUGCCGGCCGCUGGGACGUCCUGAUCCAGCAGGCCACCCAGUGCCUCAACCGCCUCAUUCAGAUUGCCGCCCGCAAGAAACGCAACUAUAUUCUAGAUCAGACAAAUGUUUAUGGGUCAGCCCAGAGACGAAAAAUGAGACCAUUUGAAGGCUUCCAGCGCAAAGCUAUUGUAAUUUGUCCCACUGAUGAGGACCUAAAAGACCGGACUAUAAAGCGAACUGAUGAGGAGGGGAAGGAUGUCCCAGAUCACGCGGUCCUAGAAAUGAAAGCCAACUUCACGUUACCAGACGUUGGGGACUUCCUGGAUGAGGUGCUGUUCAUUGAGCUGCAGCGGGAAGAAGCAGACAAACUGGUGAGGCAAUACAACGAAGAAGGUCGCAAGGCCGGGCCACCCCCUGAAAAGCGCUUUGACAACCGAGGUGGUGGUGGAUUUCGGGGCCGUGGGGGCGGUGGUGGUUUCCAGCGCUAUGACAACAGAGGCCCACCAGGGGGCAACCGAGGAGGCUUCCAGAACCGAGGAGGAGGCAGUGGUGGAGGAGGCAACUACCGAGGAGGUUUCAACCGCAGCGGAGGUGGUGGCUACAACCAGAACCGCUGGGGUAACAACAGCCGGGAUAACAACAAUUCCAACAACCGAGGCAGCUACAACCGGGCUCCCCAGCAACAGCCGCCACCACAGCAGCCCCCGCCACCGCAGCCUCCACCGCAACAGCCGCCGCCACCACCCAGCUACAGCCCCGCUCGGAACCCACCAGGGGCCAGCAGCUACAACAAGAAUAGCAACAUCCCUGGCUCGAGCGCCAAUACCAGCACCCCCACUGUCAGCAGCUACAGCCCUCCACAGCCGAGUUACAGCCAGCCACCGUACAACCAGGGAGGGUACAGCCAGGGCUACACAGCCCCUCCACCUCCACCUCCACCACCGCCUGCCUACAACUAUGGGAGCUAUGGCGGCUACAACCCGGCUCCCUACACCCCACCGCCGCCCCCCACCGCACAGACCUAUCCUCAGCCCAGCUAUAACCAGUAUCAGCAGUAUGCCCAGCAGUGGAACCAGUACUAUCAGAACCAGGGCCAGUGGCCACCAUACUACGGGAACUACGACUACGGGAGCUACUCCGGGAACACACAGGGAGGCACAAGCACACAGUAGCCGGUGUGCUCUGGAGGCCCCUGCCGGCUUCCUCCACCAGCGCCCACCUCGGCCCCCUCGUCUACCCCCACUGGGUCCUGUGGUGCUGGGGGACGGGUCAUCCCAGGGCUGCCUCCUUUCAGCCCACUGCCUCCCCUCUGAGGGGCUUCUUCCCCAACACAGGGCCGGGCAUUUUUCUCUGGAUUCAAACAGGCAACAGUGACCUUUUAUUUUCUGUUUGUCCCCUUCUUCCUCCCCUUCUCCUCUUCUUCCUCCUCCCCUCCUCCUUUUUGACUGAAGACCCCCCCCCCCCUUGGUCAAACAGUGAGGCUGCAGUGGCUGAGGGAGGGCCCCUUCUGCCCGUCUGUCCCAGUCCUGCUCCAGCCCCCUCAGCUUCCCACACCCUCAUGCAGUUGGUUGUAAAUUCUUCCAGGAGCUGUUUUACUGUCUACUUUUCAGGAUUUAAAAAAAAAAAAAAAUCAAAAACUUAAAAAAAAAAAAAACCCACAAGUUUAAAAAGUAAAAUGCGGAGGGAGGAAGCAGUGACAGAUUUUUUUUUUUUUGGUAAUUAUGCUUUUUUUUUUUUUUUUUUUUUUAAUUUUUAGAAUUUCUCUGUUUUUACUGUGGCUGUCGAUACUUCAUCAGGAUAACCAUUUCUUUGCUGAGUUCAGGUGACUGAGGAAGAGCCACACCCUCAAAACAGAACACACAAAACAAAACUAUAGAAUCAUCUUUAACCUAACUUUUUAUACGAUGUCUCAGUUUCCCGUAACUUUGCACACAAGCUUCUGUGUUGAGUUGAAUUGUAACUGCUUUUUGUAUUUGGAGAGAGUGUGACUAUUGAACUUGAAACCUUUUA
Molecule: messenger RNA, 3534 nt
Organism: Felis catus (domestic cat)
Lineage: Eukaryota; Metazoa; Chordata; Mammalia; Carnivora; Felidae
Gene: HNRNPUL1
Product: heterogeneous nuclear ribonucleoprotein U like 1
Exons: 15
Coding region: 123-2696 (857 amino acids)
Molecular function (GO): protein binding
Source: RefSeq, a predicted model, not a curated record